UACAGAAACAUUCUCUAUCCACGAACAUGAACAACAACGGAGCUUAUUCUGGUAUACCAACUCCAUCUACCUCCUCUGUGGAAAAUACACCAUUUGCUCCGAAUGCCACUUUAGUGGCGUCUGGUCAGCGGGCGCAGCCACAGCUUCGAGGUGCAGGAGGCCAAGCACCUCUCCCAUCCCAGCAAGUGAAUCAACCCGCAUUCAAUAGACUGCCCCAGCCCCAGCCCCCCCAUCAUCCACAAGCAUACCCUUCACCUGCCACGACUACCCCUGGGCCGUCUCUUGAUGCACUUAAUAGGAUGGCGAAUGAGAAUGCGAGGUUCGGUGGUAGACUCCCAGGAAUGCCGGCUCAGACCUGGAAUACCGGUUUCCCUCCUCUACCUCCCAUUCCCCAAGUUCCUCAGGGUCCCUAUCGGUGGCCAGCGUACGACCACCAUUUAUCCGCGCAAAAUUAUUACGGUGGCUACCACGGACCCCCAGCUCAAGGUGCAGCGCCUUAUCAGGGUGCUCAGAUGCAUCCCCCCGCUGCUCGUGCAGUUCAGGUCCCGCAUCUCCAGCAGCAACAGGUGCUGCCCAAUGCUGCACCUCCCCCUCCAGCUACGCAAAAUUAUCACGGUGGCUAUCACGGAGCUCAAGCUCAAGGCGCUUAUCAGGGUGCCCAGAUGCAUCCCCCGCUGCUCGUGCAGUUCAGGUCCCGCAUCUCCAGCAGCAACAGGUGCUGCCCAAUGCUGCACCUCCCCCUCCAGCUACGCAAAAUCAUCACGGUGGCUACCCCGGACCUCGAGCUCAAGGCGCAGCGCCUUAUCAGGGUGCUCAGAUGCAUCCCCCCGCUGCUCGUGCAGUUCAGGUCCCGCAUCUCCAGCAGCAACAGGUGCUGCCCAAUGCUGCACCUCCCCCUCCAGCUACGCAAAAUUAUCACGGUGGCUAUCACGGAGCUCAAGCUCAAGGCGCUUAUCAGGGUGCCCAGAUGCAUCCCCCCGCUGCUCGUGCAGUUCAGGUCCCGCAUAUCCAGCAGCAACAAGUGCUGCCCAAUGCUGCACCUCCCCCUCCAGCUACGCAAGAGCAUGCGCCCCGAAUCCCCGGAUAUGUGAAUCCCCAUGUACCUUCCCUUGGCCAGGGAGUGCAGCAGGCGCCGCCUGUGCAGUGGCCCCCUCCCGUCCCCUUUGCCGGGCCACCGGCUCAGCAGGCAAUACAGCAGGCGCCGCCUGUGCAGUGGCCCCCUCCCGCCCCCUUUGCCGGGCCACAAGGUCAAUUUCAACCACCGGAACAGGUAAUGCCCCAAGUACCAUCCGCAGGCCCAGUGGAGGGGAGUUCUACGCGUGGUUCAAAGAGGAAAGCAGUAGAUCAUGAUAACACUACGCAAUCGAAACAAAAGCGUCAUCGUCCUCAGGGUGAUCCAGAUUUUGAGCUCGCACCGCCAUCCGAAGAUGGCAAAAUUAGGUGGAAAUGUCUUAA
Molecule: messenger RNA, 1455 nt
Organism: Suillus subalutaceus
Lineage: Eukaryota; Fungi; Basidiomycota; Agaricomycetes; Boletales; Suillaceae
Exons: 2
Coding region: 286-1350 (354 amino acids)
Source: RefSeq, a predicted model, not a curated record